AGCCUCUAGCGGCGCGACGACAGAACCUGUACGUUAGGUCAUGCACUUUUGACGGUAACGUAGUUUUCGUUGCAUAGUUUGACUUGGAAGUAUGGUGAUAGGGAUUAUCAUAGUACACUGCUAAUAAGCUGGUUUGUGUUGGUACUUUUCUUAUUUAUGUAAAAAAUAAAGAUACUAGAUAGGUUGAACCUACCCAAUCUUUCUAUUUUGGGGAAGCCACGGCUUCUCUAUAGUGGCCAUAAAAAAUUUUGGGGAAAUGGUACAAAACUCCCCAAAAAUUGGGGGAACCCCAAAGUCGGGAGGUUGGGUACAUAAUAUAAGGACGUAUAUAUAUAUAUAUAUAUAUUUGUGAUCCAUAUGAGGGUUCACUUCAGCCUUUAGAGAUUAAUCAAUUGAUCAUACUAUUGCAAUGUUUGUUACAUACUUACGCAGUAUAUUAGGUAUUUAUACUAAUAGUGUAAUCACUAGCGUUUUGCUUGAGUCUCUGAAAAGCAAUUAACCUACUGACUGUCGGCCGUAUGAACUUUUUGAUUUGACCUAUUAAGAUCACACUUGGAGCACAAUGCAGUAGUUGCUGAACGAUAUGACCUAUUGUUAACAGUUCGUAAUUACUGGGUUAGUAUGUCUUCUCACUUCACCUAUUUGUAGCAGUUAAACUGGAGAAGCCUUAGCUGCCAAAAGUAUACCAGCUGGUAAUAGUUGACUUUCAGUAUUGACAUUUGUAUCUACAAACUUAUUUACAAUAGGUAACAGGACUGCAGUCCCUUCUGUUUGAAUCUAAUUUCACCAGUUAAUACUUCUUGUUCGUCCUAAAAUAGCAAAUUUCAUGCCGUUCAUCUUUUUCGUAACGCAAAUCCUGUUUCCCACUGAUAUAAGAUUUCAGAUUCGUGUAGAAAGGACAGAACACAUACGGCCUAUGUUAUUCUUUUUCUAGUAUGCUUCUGUGAGUGUCUAGUCUUCUCUUGAAUGAAUCAAUUGAAGAUUCACACAAAACUGCUUCGGGUAACAGGUUCCAAGAAUUGGUGGCUUGAUGCGAAAACCUGUAUGCCACCGGUAUUUUGUUCGUUUUUGGCUUUUCUACUUGCCUGCUAUGUCCUCUGAGAUGCCUCAAUUUACUGGAAAAUAAGAGAAGAUAUAUUGGGUCCAAAAUCAAUUCUUAGGAUUCCAUACAUUAAAAUCAGAUCACCUUUAAAUCUGCGAUAGGAUAGAGUAAAGAGGUAUAGCUUUUCAAACCGCCCUUUGUAUGGUAAACCCUGGAGUUCUGGAACUGUACAUGUAGCUGCUCUGUGUAUUUUUUCCAGGAUAUCCAAGUCACAUCUCAAAUAGGGGCUUGCAGCCUGAACGCAAUUUUCAAACCUAAUUCUUACUAAGGUUGUGUAUCCUAUAGUGAAUAUGAUAGUAUCUAACUUUGUGAAGUCCGGUUUAAAGCCCAUAGGGUUCUAAACCCCUUAGCUGCAACCCCCCAGCAGUGGGCCGCAGUCUUAAGAUCAUGACUCACCGUCACGUGAAGAUCCUUAUGAGGUUGGACCACGUGUACAGGCACUUCCUCUAUGUUGUACCUAUUUACCUUUAUAUCCCCGAAGUGUAUGUUGGCACACUUGGCCGUGUCGAUAGGUAUCAACCACUCUCUAGACCAGCUAAUCACAAUAUUUAAGUCUGCCUGAAGUGCGCAUGCAUCUGCGUCUCCCGUUAUUUCUCUCCAGAUUUUUACAUUAGCGUAUAACAACAUUGGGGACUGUGUGGCGCAUAUGUAUCUGGUGCCCCCUUGUACCAAUAUGUGUACAAAUAAAUAAAUAAACAUUGGAGACUCAACUAUACUUGGAAAGUCAUUUACAUACCUUAUUAACACAACAUGAUGAACACCAAAUUCAUAGAACUAGUUACUUCAGUGGCAGUAAAAUAUGAAAGAAAGAUUGUGUAUAAGGAUAUUAUACAGAAAGAAAGAAUUAGUUGGUAACAAGAAAGAUAUAAAGCAAUUUUAGUCUCACAGUUUAAGGGAAAACAGAGAGUGUAUACACCGACAUUAUUGUGAUCGGUUCUGAUCCAUGUCACCCAGAGUCUCCAACCAUUGGUCACGAUAGUCACGCGGAUCCCAACCGAGUAAUCUGCAUCCACCAGCGUGGCUCAGACUAGAAGUUAGUGACUUCAGACACUGAUGCCACGUUUUGGUUUGGCCGCCCCUAACAUCCUUCCAGCCAUCUCCAACACUUGUUAGGAUUGCGUGUCGUGGUAAUCGGUGUUCAGGCAUACGUAACACGUCGCCCAACUAUCUCAGUCAGUGAAGAUUUACAACCUCAUCCACUGAUUUACCACCACUCCUUAAUACCCUGCGUCUAACCUCACUAUUACUUGCCCGCUGAUCCCAGCAUAUGCGAGCAAUAUUUCUAAGACAUUUGUGAUCAAACACUAGCAAUUUACGAGUAUCUUCUACUCUUGGUGGCCACGUUUCGCAGCCGUAAAGUAGAAUAGAACGAACUGCUGCACAGUGUACUCGUCUAUUAAUUGAUGGACGGAUGUCUCGCCUUCCUCAUAGGUGACGUAAGUUCGCAAAAACCAAACCAGCUUUCUGAAUCCGCUCAGAGAUUUCUUCGGACACCAACCCAUUAGGGUUGAUAAGACUUCCAGGAUAAGUGAAGUUGUCAACGCGUUGGACUACUUCAGUCCCUAUCGUUAGUUCAGGUGUUGACGCAGGCUAGUGCUGGAGCAACAAUUUGCUUAUAGAUGGGGAGAAACACAUCCCAAACAUCCUGGUAUUGUUGUUGCAUUGUUACAUACAGUAUAAAAAGUAAAGGGCGUAGAACAGAACCUUGCGGUACUCCAAUAAGUACUGAUCUUCAAGUGGAGCACUUGGAAUUUACUCCUACUUUCUGUCUACGACCUACCAGGAAAUCCUUAAGCCAUUUUAGGAGAGGUCUAGCAGUCCCUAGAUUUUCCAGCUUCAAGAGCAGUCUAUUUUUUGGCACCUUAUGCUUUGCUGAAGUCUAUGUAGACAGUAUUCACUGAUUUUCCAUUGUUUAAAGCCUUUAUCCAUUGCUCCCUUGCUACAAAGAGAUUUGUUGUGCAAGAUAAUCUUUUCUGGAACCAUAUUUUUUGCUGUUUACCAAGUUGUUGGCUUCCACGAGUGUUAUUAUGAUCUUUUUGACUAUUCUUUUCAAUAUUUUAACCACAACACUGGCGAGGCUGACAGGUCUGUAGUUCGACGAAAGCUGUCCUGCUUUGUGUAUUGGAGUGACGAUUGUACCCUUCUAGACCGUAGGUAACACACCUUGGUCAAGUGACAUAUUGAAUAUCACAGUUAGUGGGGCUGCAAUAUAUUGUGUAAUUUUUCUCAGGAUUUUGGGGUGUAGUUCAUUUAGUCCCGUUGACUUUUCCGUGCUAAGAGCCUUAAGUACAUCGUUUUGAUCAAAGUCCACGUUGGGUAGACGGUUUGUUGACUUUGUAUUUGGGUCUAGUUCUUUGUCUAGAAGGGGCUCCUGAGUGGAAGCUGUCCUGAAAUAGUUUGCCAUAGCCUCUGCAUUUUGCUGAUCAUCUAUCAUUUCAGAUCCGCUCUCUUAAUUAGGUUGGGAAUCGAAUACUGCAUCCGUGUUCUGUAAUUUAUGUGCGAUAAUGGUCUCUCAGGCUGCUUGAUUGCAGAUUGUGCCAACUGCAUUUCAUAUUUUCUCUGAGCCUCCCGGAUUUUAAUUAUACACUUAUUUCUUACCGACCUGUAGCGUUCCAUAGCACUUGCUGUGUUAAGGUUGAUGGCAACUUUCCAACAUUUCUUCUUUUGUCUUAGUAAACAUUGAAUAUCCCGACCUAUCCAAGGAUGGCCGUGUUUCUUCUUCUUUGGGACUGUCCAGGGUAUAUAUGGUUGAGUUACCAGAUUUUGUAACUGCCUGAAAUGAGUCCAUGCCUCUUCUACUGAUGCCCGCUUGUGCUUUCUGUCGUAAUUCGGGACUUAAAUUCAUUCACUUGACUACAUCACAAACCACUUUUUUAUGUUACUUCCGUAUUAUUAGGUAGUUGCUUAUUUGGUGGGUUACCUUGUGUUCAACCGGCGUUUCUGUGAAAAGUCGCUUGCUGCUUCUUAAAACGGGUCGUUUGUAAAGGAAAAAUAUGCCAUCUGAGGAUAAAAAGAAAAAGGCUCAAGCGAAGAAAGAUGCAGUCAAAAAGCGAAAUCAGAAGCAAACGCGGUCAGUAUCAACGGUGUUAGAUAACGAGAGUGAUGUAAAGACUGAUAAGGAAACCAAUUCUACUUCGCAAAAUGGGUUAUUGUCUCAGUCUUCGAAUCACAAUCAGAUACGUGAGGAUGACUUCGUGGGUAGUGACGAUGAAAAUAAGGAAGUACAUCAGGCGUUGGUUGAAACCUUGGAAUGCUUGGAUCUUGUUAGUGAACGUGUUGCCGCUUAUCGGUCCGUUACUGGAGUCCUAGCUUCUCAUCCUGAGGCUAGAGAUGUGCAGUUUUCAAAUUUAAGUAUCACUUUUCAUGGAAAAGCUUUAUUAGCUGAUACUCGUUUGGAAUUAAACAAUGGUCGAAGAUAUGGAUUGAUUGGCUCAAAUGGUUGUGGCAAAUCUACUCUUCUCGCUGUAAUAGCCAAUGGAGAACUUCCUGUACCACCUCACAUUGAUAUUUUUCUGUUGCAACGUGAAAUGGCACCAACAAACAAAACUGCAUUGGAGUGUGUAAUGGAAGUUGACGAAGAACGUGUACGUUUAGAACAAGAAGCUGCACAAUUGGCAUUAGAUGAUGAUCCUGAAACACAUGAACGUUUACUAGAGGUUUAUCAACGCUUAGACCAUUUAGAUGCGGAUAAAGCUGAAGCAAAAGCAGCCGAACUUCUUCAUGGUUUAGGAUUUACCGCCGAAAUGCAAAAGAAAGAAGUUCGUCAUUUUAGUGGUGGUUGGCGAAUGAGAAUCGCUUUAGCCCGAGCUUUAUUCGUUCGUCCUGCAUUACUGCUACUGGAUGAACCAACAAAUCAUUUGGAUUUGAAUGCAUGCGUUUGGUUAGAACGUCAACUAGUCAAUUAUCCACGGUGUUUAGUUAUAAUAUCACAUUCACAAGAUUUUUUGAAUGGCGUUUGUAACCACAUUAUUCUGAUGAACAAGCAGAAAUUGACCUAUUUCGGUGGUAACUACGAUCAGUAUGUACGCACUAGGUGCGAGUUGGAGGAAAAUCAAAUGAAGCGGUUCAAAUGGGAACAAGAUCAGAUUGCUUCAAUGAAGGAUUACAUAGCUAGAUUUGGACAUGGAAACAAAAAAAUGGCACGUCAGGCACAGAGCAAAGAGAAAGUUUUACAGAAAAUGGUAGCUGGCGGUUUAGCUGAACGUGUUGAGGGAGAUAAGACUCUGACAUUCUACUUCCCUGACCCUGGAAAAAUACCACCACCUGUUAUUCAAGUUCACCAAGUUAGCUUUCGAUAUGGACCAGAUAAGCCUUGGAUUUAUCGUAACAUUGAUUUGGCCAUCGAUUUAGAUCGUCGCGUUGCUUUAGUCGGCCCGAAUGGUGCAGGGAAAUCAACUUUGUUGAAGUUAGUCGCUGCUGAGUUGGAUCCAACUGAUGGUCUUGUUCGCCGACAUUCACAUGUUCGUAUGGGUCGUUAUCAUCAGCAUCUACACGAAAUGUUAGAUAUUAACAUGAGUCCAGUCGAUUGGAUGAUGCAAUGUUAUCCGGAAAUUAAAGAACGUGAUGAUAUGAGAAAAUUACUUGGACGUUACGGUUUGUCAGGGCCUCAACAAGUAUGCCCUAUUCGUACAUUAUCUGAUGGACAAAGAUGUCGGAUUAUAUUUGCGUGGCUUGCUCAAAAAGCUCCUCAUCUUUUGCUACUUGACGAGCCUACAAAUCAUUUAGAUAUUGAAACAAUAGACUCACUAGCUGAAGCUAUCGAUAAUUUCGAAGGUGGUCUACUACUUGUUAGCCAUGACUUUAGGCUAAUAUCUCAGGUUGCAAAAGAAAUCUGGGUAUGUGAGAAUGGCACUGUAACUCCUUGGGAAGGUGAUAUUUUCUCUUAUAAAAAACAUUUGAUGCGAAGUGUUUUAAAUGAGUCUCAAUAG
Messenger RNA from Schistosoma intercalatum, 6030 nucleotides. The record is from the annotation of a GenBank genome assembly. Lineage: Eukaryota; Metazoa; Platyhelminthes; Trematoda; Strigeidida; Schistosomatidae.